Messenger RNA from Siniperca chuatsi (mandarin fish), 2153 nucleotides. RefSeq names its product amnion associated transmembrane protein (gene amn). The coding region runs from base 315 to 1733 and encodes 472 amino acids. Gene Ontology annotation, cellular component: endocytic vesicle; apical plasma membrane. The record is from RefSeq and is a predicted model, not a curated record. The transcript has a single exon. Gene Ontology annotation, biological process: receptor-mediated endocytosis; intracellular protein localization. NCBI's taxonomy places the organism in Eukaryota, Metazoa, Chordata, Actinopteri, Centrarchiformes, Sinipercidae.
AAAGAGGAAAGGGAGAAAGCCCACAUCUGGAUAACCACUGAACUGAAAAUUCAUAGAAAUGUGUUCAAGAUAUUAUGAUGAUAGACAAACUAUCAUCAUAAUAUCUUGGGGAGGAGGGGGGAGAUGGCCGUACAAGGAUAAAACUUGUCCUAAAGCAGGUCUGUUCUUGAAGAAAAAGUAAAUCUUUUACAGGACACCUGACGUAGUUCAGAGCUCAUCAGCUUUACUGGUAAGCUGUGUGCACUCAUGUGUUAGUCACAAGGUUGGAAACAAAGGUCACCUAAUGUUCUCCCAGUCUGUCACAAAUAUUCAGAAUGCUGAAAACACCAGACAUGCUCCUUCUCUUCUGUCUUGUCGGGGCAGCGAAUGCCCUGUACAAACAGUGGAUUCCUGACACCAACUAUGAGAAUAAGACCAACUGGGACAAAGAAACUGUUCCAUGUGGCAAUGACAUAGUUCAGUUUUCAGCCCAGAGACAAGUGUCUGUGUUUGUGGAGACCACACAUGCUGUGCGUGAGAUGAGACUGCCAGUUGACGGAGAGUUCAUCCUGAAUUCAGGAGCUGGAUUUUACAUUGUGAAUGGACAAGAGCCAGGCUGUGGGGCAGGUGUCACGACCCAGUUCAAAGAUUCAGAGUCUCUUCAGUGGUUUAACCCAGCUCUGUGGCAGGCCGCUGCAACUCUGGAUGACCUGCAGCGUGGAAAUGUCUUAUUCUCAGUCCAUGAGGAGAGUGUCCCUUGCCAAUAUGAUGAUGUGGUUUUUAAAGCCAGCUCCUCUUUCAGGGUGGACACCAGCUCCAGUCAGUCUAGCAUUUCUGUCAAAUCUGUGUCUGUGCUGGGGAGGAUGUUUGAUAUCAGAUCUGAGUUCUCCCAGUAUCUCAGCUCGCGCUCGGGCCGACUGCAGUUUCAAGGAUCCUCUGCUGUCACUGUUGGAAACCCGGGCUGUGGGGAUCCUUCUGGCUGUGACUGUGAGAAUUCUAUAAACCGUCAGCGGAUCUGUAGCACUGUAACAUGUGCCUCUCUGAGCUGUAAGAAGCCUCUCCUCCCUGUGGGACACUGCUGUGAUGUUUGUGGUACCAUUAUCACUAUCCAUUAUGCCGCUGCUUUCAACCUGCAAACUUACAGACAACGAGUCCAUCACCUAUUUCUUGUCCUGCCACAAUACAAAUCCAUUCAGCUGGGAAUGUCUAAAGUCUUCAAAUCACAGCGGUUGAUGGGGAUCAUCCCUUUCGGUACCUCACCCGAGAUCCAGGUGGUUAUCCUGGAUGGAGAGAAGGGAACACAGUCAGACACUCUGGCCUGGGACAUAGUGAAGGAUGCCCGUUCUCAUGGCUCUAACCUGGGAAUCAUUGGGGCUGAAUUUCAAGCUUCCUCUGGGAGCAGCAGUGAUCAGUCUGGAAGCAAUGCUGGGAUGGUGGUUGGAGUUGUGUUUGGAGUUUUAAUUAUGAUUACACUCAUCAUCAUCGUGGUUGUCCUGAUUCGUAAGGGGGUCGUUGAAAUGCCAUCACUGCCUUCGCUUCCGUCUCUGAGCAGCUUUAAGAGAAACAGUGAUGUCGGAGAGCUUGGUGGGCCUCUUGACCAUGGCUUUGAUAAUCCCAUAUUUGACAAGAUCAACAUGCUGCCUGAUAUUCCUGGUCUGUAUGGGACUGAAACAAAUUCAAUCUCCUUGACUUGUACAGGUGUGCACUUUGUAAAUCCAGUUUAUGAUGAGAAUGAAACUGAUUUUAAUGCUUGAAGUGACUGCAGUGACCUUUGAUUUCCAAUGUACUUUUGUAUUAAAAUUGAUGAUUUUACAGACCCUUCAUAAACAAUAAAUUCCCUUAUAGCUUUAUAACAAUUCACCAAUGUAAUAAACUUAUAAAAAAUGCUGACAGAUACUAAAGCUUUUAAAAAUCAAAUUGACUUGUAAGACAAAUAAAAUAAUUGCUGGCAGACAAUUGUGUACUUUUUUCCUCAAGAGCAGUAAUGUUGCAAUAAAACUGCUGUAAAUUCCAAACACACCCACUGCUGCACAGGUUUCUUAUGCUCAUGUUGCACAGUUACCACUAGAUGGUAGUAAAUUUAACCUUCAAUGACAUGUAUGUGAAAAAGUCCUCCAUAUGUACUAUAACUUUAUCUACCUUGGUAUGUAACUUCAAUAAACAUUUAUAAUGCA